GCGAGUUCCACAACGGCCACAUUUUAGAAUCAUGGAGUGCGUCGACGGCACCGACGACGCGGGUCUGCACCGCGCGAAUCUCGAGGUGAUCGCACAGAAGAUUCUGCAUGAGAUGACGUUGGCCGCCGAGAAAGCGCACGUAAACAACGCACCGCAGUUGAAGAAGAAUGUGUCCGUGCACGAUAUGCACAAGAUUCCUUUGGACACGAAGCAAAUCCUCGAACCAGCGAGCAAUGCAUCGUGGCAGUUAAUGAAGCAAUCACAUUUCGAGCAAUUCGCAAGUUUGCCCACAGGGUGGAGCGACACACUCGAAGCCCUGCAAGCGCAUUGGGAUUGGACCUUUGAAGACAUCAUCCACCUCGAAUGCGCGCUCACGCACUUUAGCCGGUUUCGGUCCAACACGAUAAUCCAUUUCCCGUCGAAUCGGAUCGCGAAUCGGUCGCUGGAAUGGCUCGGGGACUCGAUCCUCAACACAUGCGUCGCGAUCUACCUCUUCCAGUCGUACCCGCUCACGCAGGAAGGGCAGCUGACGCAGCUUCGAUCGGCGUUGAUCAACAACUCGAUCUUGUCGCAAGUGUCGACGCAGCUGAAUUUACCCCCCGCGAUCCUCACGGGGUCUCGCGUGGCGCAGUCCGAAGAGGAAGAGACCGACGCCGCCAUCAGCAUGCGCCAAACCAUCUACGCCAGUGCCGUCGAGUCGCUCAUUGGCGCCGUGUUCCUCGACCAGGGCAUGUCACGCGCGAUGGAGUUUGUCAACACCCGCGUGCUGCCCGUGGCCAUUGACUUGGCGACGAACUCGAGGAACUGGGACCCCGUGAGCGAAUUGCAGCGACGUCUCACGUCGCAAAAGCGAUCCGUGCGCUACGACCGGUCCAAGGAUGAGUUGGUGCACGACGUGACCUUGUACGUGGACAACAAGCUCAUCAUGCGCGAAACGGGAGCCAACUUUAAGGACAUCCAGCGAUCCAUUGCGAACCACGUGCUCGACGUACUGGAAGAAACCCAUCCCGAACUCAAGUUCGACUAGUAGUAGGGACUAGUAGGUACUAGUUCCCAUCACGUGAUCGUCCGUGCUGCGCUUUUGAAGGUGUUAUACUAAUUCUAUGUCACUCUUAUUUUAACAGUAAAUAGUUAAUAAUAAAAU
Messenger RNA from Aphanomyces astaci, 1144 nucleotides. RefSeq lists its product as hypothetical. Gene Ontology annotation, biological process: RNA processing. Bases 32 to 1027 code for a protein of 331 amino acids. The record is from RefSeq and is a predicted model, not a curated record. NCBI's taxonomy places the organism in Eukaryota, Oomycota, Saprolegniomycetes, Saprolegniales, Verrucalvaceae. Gene Ontology annotation, molecular function: ribonuclease III activity. The transcript is spliced from 5 exons.